GACACAAUACCAAGGUGAAAGGACUAUCAAUUGAGAGAUUUAGAAAUUGAGAUAAUGUAGGCAUGUAGCCCGAUGUAGGGGUAAGCAACUAAGCAUUAACACGUAUGGAGAAUGAGGGAUUGAUGGUAAAAAUUGCUAUGUUUCGAACUAGAACUGCCCACAAUAAUGUUUUCACUAAGCUGCAAUCUUUAUUAGAAGCCGUGAGCUCUUGUUGCUCCAUUCUAAAAUGUCAGCAAAUUCACGCCAUUAUAAUCAAAUCCCACUUCAUCAAUGAUGGUUUUAUUGGGGAUCGUUUGGUAUCAUUGUAUGCUAAAUUGGGUUUCAAUAGUUAUGCCCGGAAGCUGUGCGAUGAAAUUCCUGACAAAGAUUUAGUCUCCUGGAAUUCCUUCAUUUCUGGGUCUUCUAAAAGUGGCAUUCUUGCUUUAUGUUUGGAUGCAUUUCAACGAUUGAGGAAUGAGGCAAACUAUAAGCCUAAUGAGGUAACUUUUAUCUCUGUUAUUUCUGCUUGUACUAUUAAUUCAGCUUUGAUUGAAGGUAGAAUGUUUCAUGGGUAUGUUGUGAAAAAUGGGUUUAUUAGGGAAGUUAAGGUUGUUAAUGCUUUGGUAAAUAUGUAUGGAAAGUUGGGUUUCCUAGAUUUUGCUUGUGUUUUGUUUAAUGGUUUGCAAUUUCCUAGUUUGGUUUCAUGGAAUUCUCUUAUUGGUGUACAUGCUCAUAGUGGUCAUUGCAAUGAAGUUAUGGGUAUUUUUAAUUCAAUGAGAAGAGUUGGUGUUAAGCCUGAUCAAGCUACUAUGGUUGGCUUACUUCAAGGAUGUACAGAAAUGGGUAUUGGAAAACAGGCAAGAACUGUACAUUGUUAUGUUCUUAAGUGUGGAUUUGGGGUGGAUAUGCUGGUUGUGACCUCCAUUAUGAGUGUAUAUUCGAAAUCGGGGCAGCUGAAUGUUGCAUUAGAUGUUUUUAGAGAGUUAAAAUGUCCUGAUGCCGUAGCUUGGACGUCUUUACUUGCUAGCUAUGCUAUACAUGGGUUUGGGGGUGAAGCUAUAAAAGUCUUUGAGGAAAUGGUUGAUAGAGGGAUUCGUCCUGAUCAUGUUACUUUCACUCAUCUAUUAAGUGCUUGUAGCCAUGCUGGCCUUAUUUCCGAGGGUAGGAAAUUUUUCGAAGAUAUGUUCAGAGUUUAUCGAGUUCAUCCUAGAAUAGAUCACUAUUCUUGCAUGGUUGACCUAUUAGGUCGUGCAGGACUCUUGGAAGAUGCAGUUGGGCUGAUUAAGAGCAUGCCAAUAGAGCCAAAUGUAGGUGUUUGGGGUGCUCUUCUAGGUGCUUGUAGGAUUCACAAGAAUGUAGAACUCGGAAAGGAAGCUGCUGAGAAUUUAUUUUUAUUAGAUUCCUCUGACCGCAGGAAUUAUAUCAUGUUGUCGAAUAUAUACUCUGCUUCUGGCAAAUGGAUAAAUGCUUCCAAAAUCAGGUGUUUGAUGAAAGAGGGGAAUUUGAUUGGGGGUCGUGGCUGUAGUCUGAUUGAGCAUGGAAACAAAGUUUAUCGGUUUGUAGCUGGUGAUCAGUCUCAUCCAUACUCAGCCAAGAUCUAUUCAAAAUUGGAGGAAAUCAUUAGGAAAAUUCAAGAAGUUGGACUAGAGCGCCAAACAAAAUUUAUCUUGCAUGAUGUUGAGGAGGAUAUUAAGAUAGAUAUGAUCAAUAAGCAUAGCGAAAAAUUAGCCCUUGCUUUUGGUUUACUAGUGACCAACACUAACAUGCCAAUAACUAUAAUAAAGAACAUCAGAAUAUGUGGUGACUGCCACUCUGUCAUUAAGUUUGUAUCAUUGAUGGAGAAGCGUACUAUCAUUGUCCGAGAUCCGAAACGGUUUCAUCAUUUUGUAAAUGGGAUAUGUUCUUGCAAGGAUUAUUGGUGAUUAUAUUCACAAGAUAUUCACUAUCUACUCACAAGUGAAGAUGUGAAUGGAUUUUCCAUUGAUCACUGCAAUGAGGGAAGACAGAGUGGUUGGAUGAAGCAAACAAAGACGUCCGUACUAAAUGAAGUUGCAGUUCGGUUGUUGUGACCUGUGUGACAUAGUAGUGCCAAGAGCAUAACAACUACUACGACACGUGCUUGCCAAAACAUUGCCACCCCAUACGACUAACAUGGAGUAAAUAAAUGCUAAUAAUGUUUAACAUUUGAAUUAUGAUGUGAUUUUAUGAAGUUUGAGGGAUGUUUGUUAUGUUUGCUAGAUCUUAACAAGACUAUACACAUUACCCUUUUUUACCCAUAAUCUCUAGGUAAAAUAUAUUAUUAGAUAAAAGAUCCUUUUAUAUUAUUCGGAAACUAAUCACCGAUUAUACAAAAUACCGA
Molecule: messenger RNA, 2338 nt
Organism: Amaranthus tricolor (Joseph's coat)
Lineage: Eukaryota; Viridiplantae; Streptophyta; Magnoliopsida; Caryophyllales; Amaranthaceae
Product: pentatricopeptide repeat-containing protein At5g40410, mitochondrial
Exons: 2
Coding region: 105-1901 (598 amino acids)
Biological process (GO): RNA modification
Molecular function (GO): RNA binding; protein binding; zinc ion binding
Source: RefSeq, a predicted model, not a curated record